Molecule: messenger RNA, 420 nt
Organism: Strongyloides ratti
Lineage: Eukaryota; Metazoa; Nematoda; Chromadorea; Rhabditida; Strongyloididae
Product: Transposase, ISXO2-like domain-containing protein
Exons: 2
Coding region: 1-420 (139 amino acids)
Source: RefSeq, a predicted model, not a curated record
AUGAGGGAGGUGUGCGCGGCUUCUUUAGAAAGAGAGAAUUCUGAGAAGAUUGGAAGAGAAGGAAGGAUAGUGGAGGUGGAUGAAUUCAUUCUUGGAGGUAUUUGCAGAGAAACGGGGGAAUCUUUCUUAAAGACCGUUUCAGACCGUGGAGUGCAAACUUUCAUGAAAAUAAUUAAGGAUAAUGUGGCUGAGAGAAGCACAAUUUACACAGAUAGCUGGAAGUCUUACAGAACAAGUGAACUCAAAGCUCAGGGAUUCACUCACUUAAAAGUGAAUCACAAAUACCACUUUGUAGAUCCUGAGUCUGGGGCUCACACCCAGACUAUUGAAAGAAUGUGGGAGAGCGCCAAAUGGAAGAACAAGAAGCAGAGAGGUACUUCUAAAAAUAUGCUAGACAGUUACCUCGCUGAAUUCAUGUAG